AUGGAUGACGGCUAUCAGAAUGAAGAAUACUACAAUGACAAUGUGUCAGAGAAAAUAUCCCACACUGAGGAAGUGCACUCGGAGUUUGAACCUACAAAAGCAGGUAACGGGGAGAAUGAGAAGAAAUUCUCAAAGGGUUGCUCUGGUUCUGUAAUAAGGUGUUAUGUUCACACAACAGAAGCAAAAUAAAGGAGGUGCCCUUACCUAGGGAAGAUGUCUUAUUCCGAAGUGAAAUUUGCAACUCUGCACUAUGCCAUGUAGCCACAGUUCUCCAAGAGCAAUAAAAUUUCUUGCUGCAGAACUAGGAGGUUAUUGUGGAAACAUUGUAAGAAACAGUCACAUUUUUCACUACAGUUUAGUUAAUGUCAGCUGCUUUUUGCUAACGUUUGGCUUGCUGUAUAAACUUUCUUAAAAUGUAUAUCUGCUAAAAAGUGUCAGCUCUUAUAUAUCGAAACUUUUUUUCUCAGUUUUUAGAUAUGUGUUCCAAAGGGCUCAAUUUUCAAGAGUGAGGGCUGGAUGGUGGGACCCCUGUCCCACAGUGGGCAAAAGUUAGAAGCAAUGUCUAUAGGGAGACUACUAGUCAGCAGCCAUCAAAUUGACUGGAAAAGGAGCAGUUUAGUAUAUCUGGAAUCUCUUGGUACCUCCAAAAAGUAAAUCAAUACAUUAAACUGAAUUUGGGGAGAAAUAUUUGCCAAAGUGAAGAGGCUGACCUGAAACAUUGGUCAGGACUAGUGAUGGGGGUGGGGAAAGAAACUUGAUUAAAGCAACCAUAUUACUAGUUGAUUCACGUUCUCCAAGGCUUAUGUCUCACUAUCCCCCAAAGACAUUUCACUCAAACCAGGAGGCUCCAGAAGGUAGCCCUAGUAUUGCCUAUACAGUACUAAUACGCUCUUAAUAAAAUGCAAUACAUAAAUGUUAUAAAUGUAGGAAAAAAGGUAAAGGUAAAGGGACCCCUGACCAUUAGGUCCAGUCUCAGUCUCAGUCUCAGUCAGUUUUAUUGCACAUAGCCAAAGGCUGCCGCAAUGUACACAGAAUUAUUUGACAAUUAAAAGAAAUUAUACUGAAUUGGUAAAAAAAGACUUAAAACAUUUGUAUUAUUAAAACAUUACGUACUCUAAACAAAGCUAUAAAAGUACCCCAAUGUACAAAUAAAAACAUUAAACAAUAAAAUUCAUAAGCUAAAAUCAUCACAUGGUUACUAAUGUUAAAAACAGUAUCAAUUAAUACAGUGUGCAAUUUAUACUCAGAGUUUGGUGACAAAGAUAGAGCAUAGCCUGAGGUAGAUAGAUGGGAUCAAAUAAAUUCAUCUCCUUUACAGUUAAUGGCUACCUUGGCUAUAUAAUUUGCUCUAAUUUUCCUAGCAGCAGUUGCAAAAAGUGCUACCCGCCAGGUCACAUACUUAUGUGUGUCUGCAAGGAGAUAUAACAUCAUGUCAAGGGGGUUCUGGUCAGGGGACCCUGUCAUUAUAGGUACCAAAAAUCUUUUUCUUGCAUCAUGUGGCCAGCAUGACUAAGCCGCUUCUGGCGAACCAGAGCAGCGCACGGAAACGCCGUUUACCUUCCUGCCGGAGCGGUACCUAUUUAUCUACUUGCACUUUGACGUGCUUACGAACUGCUAGGUUGGCAGGAGCAGGGACCGAGCAACGGGAGCUCACCCCAUCGCGGGGAUUUGAACCGCUAACCUUCUGAUCAGCAAGUCCUAGGCUCUAUGGUUUAACCCACAGAAGCCACCAAAAGGGCUAUAUUCUCAUUGGUUUGUGUUACAGUUUCUUACCUGUGCACUGUAGAAAGAGAGGGCUGGAUGCGCACCCAUUCAGGGUGCAGCAAGACCCUUUCAUCCAGAAAAUCACAAAGCAGACAGUCUCUUAAAAGUGCUCUUUCCUCUCUGUAGAAUCAAUGAUUUUGGACCAGGGAUAUGAGAAUGCUGAGCCAGAAUAUGAGUACAUCGGGUUUUCUGGCAUACAGAUGAGAAGGCUACCAGACAACAGAGGGAAAGCAGAGCCAGGUGAAAGGUUCAAUGAACUUGACAAAUGA
This is a messenger RNA of Podarcis lilfordi (Lilford's wall lizard), 2033 nucleotides long. The record is from the annotation of a GenBank genome assembly. Lineage: Eukaryota; Metazoa; Chordata; Lepidosauria; Squamata; Lacertidae.